This is a messenger RNA of Macrobrachium nipponense, 3745 nucleotides long. RefSeq lists its product as uncharacterized. NCBI's taxonomy places the organism in Eukaryota, Metazoa, Arthropoda, Malacostraca, Decapoda, Palaemonidae. The coding region runs from base 827 to 2185 and encodes 452 amino acids. The record is from RefSeq and is a predicted model, not a curated record. The transcript is spliced from 12 exons. Gene Ontology annotation, molecular function: protein binding.
GUAGUAAACAGAGCAGUCAUAACCGGUCAUAACCGGAUGUGUGGUAACUUUGAACAUGUCUGAACCUGCAUGACAAGCAGCAACACACUACUAUGAGGUUCUCAGUUGAUUGUGAGUCGCCAUUCAGUUCGGUUGCGUUUUCUGUAGCGGCUCUAAAAAAAUGCUAAAGUUCAAGAGUUGAACAAAGUGGCAGUAUGGAACUUGCGGUAAAAUUACAGAAGCACAGCUUAUGAGAAUGACUAUAUGUCUCCCUGUCUCGUGCGCGUGUGUUUAAGUGUAAAUUUAAGAUUCAGAGUUAAACCAGUGUCUAGAGGGACAAGGUUUGGGUCGAUUAUGCCGUGAAGACGAAAACGGCGGAUGUGUUGAAACAGCUGACAGAAAUUACUACAGGCCUUCGAUCAGUGGAAAAGGAGAAUGCAGCAAUGUAUUAAUGUGCAAAUGGGGAGUAGUAUAUUGAAGGGGACAAGAAUUAAAUUCGUAACAUAUCAUUAAAGGUUUGCCUUUUGGACUAAGAGAAAAGUUUCAACAAAAUGAACUAGAAACAUUGCGAUGGAAAUCCACAUGCUACGCCAGGAGGAGCACUGGGAACACGCGCAUGACAUUAUAUCAGUUAAAUGUGUCUAUUAAUAAGAAAACGUCUGGAACGCAGUUUCUCUCAACCAAGAACUAAAAGAACCUCCUGAGAUUUGAGGUAGAAAAUACUGGUCAGACAUCCUGGUACGAUUCAAAGACUACAGGGAGAUACAUUUUAACAGUUUACCUCUACCCAGUUCCUUCUGGAAUCAAAACGAGCGGGGAAAGCAGCUUCCAAACGCCACUAGGAAUAAUGCUGAGGAGGGCUGUUAACAUUGCUACCAUUAGUGAGGAGGAUAUCAUGGGUGAGGAAAUCGGGGUGGAUGGAAUGGUUGAAAUCAUCCCAUCAAAUCGUCUGAGUGGAGGAGAAAGGGAUGGCCUUGAUGAAACAGAAGCAUGUAACAUACCCUGGAGAGAGAGCGGAAGCGGUGGAAAAGACAGGCCAGACUCGGAGAGGCGGUCGAGCCUGGUGGAGAGAGAUGACGAUGGCGUUGAAGGAGUCUCAACUUCUAUCCUCAAGGCCAUCUCAUCCUUAGAUGGUCCUUCCUCGAAGUCCAUGCCAAGGUCAAAAAGCACAGAGUCUCUCUCUUACAACAGUUACUCAAAAGCUCCGCGAGGAACAUCACCGUCUUCUACUAUGAGAAGAACUGCGACAUGGAGAGGUACCAGGUCACCAGGGAGCACUAUGAAUUUAUCAGGAAAGUUCGUAACGGAAUUAACUUUGUAUGACCCGUUCAGCGGACCAACCAAAACUUCCGCUAUCAUUCUUGGGAUGUUCAUAGCAACAGAUCAAACAAUGGGCGACCACUUCGUAUACAAGAUGUCCCCUGUCUCGCCCUUGUCUGCUCUGAAAAUUCAGCAGCAAGAUAGACUACUUAAAGUGAAUGAUAUAAACGUAGCUGGAUGGUCGCAUAAUUGCCUAGUCGAGUUCAUCAGAAGUUUAACGUUGUCGUACGCAUGCGAUUUAGGAGAGAUAUCGCAGGAUACAGCCUUUGAAAUGCCUUUCAGCAUGGAAUUUCGGAGGACAGGGAAGGCUAUCCGAUCAGCAGAAGAAUCACCAAGUAGUAAAAGAGUUGCAGCUACGAUUCGAAUCCGAAAAUUAAGAGCUACAGUCAUGUCGGUCCACGAAUCCGUGGUCAGAGUCAAGUACAAUACCACGAGCACAGCUCGUUUCAGACUGAAGGAUACGGAGGAUGACCUGUACCUCAAGGCCAGCUCUUCACCUAAGAACAUAGUUGAUAUGUACGUCGGUUCUCAUACAUCCAAGGAGGAUGAAGUGUACUUCCGGUUACACCACUUUCACGUAUCGCCAGCACUUCCAGGAUCGGGCGAAGUUGUCGUCAUCGAAACGCCAAGCGGAAACGGAUAUUUACACGCUGUCUCUCCUAAUUCAGUGGCUGUGAUGGCAAUGACGACGCCCCCUACCGCGUUCCUGCAAACAGACAACAGAUUCUUCUACAUUUCAUACGUGCAAGGAGGUUCUGCUGUUAGAAUCAAGCACAUUACUACUGGGCAUUACCUCUCCGCGAAUAAGGACGGAAUUUCCCUCGUCGGCCUCAGCAACGACCUGACCCUCCCGAGUGACACGCACUUCGAGAAGCUUUCAAGUUGAUUUGAGGACAGGGGGACGACAGAAAUUAAAACUAAGGAAAAGAAUAUCUGAGUAACGUAGCUACUGAUUUCAAGAAACCACGCCGAGGGCUCUGAAUAGCAAAGAAUAAGGGAGUUAUUGUAUACAUUACUUCGAAUGACUCAAAUCAAUGAUUUUCAUCAGUUUUAGCGUUUAUUAAGGAAUAAAUUAUGUUCGCUUUAAAUGGUGAUAAGAUGAACAUUAUUACAUUCUACUUCUUUGGUAUACACAAAUGUUGUUCAAAAUUUUCAGAUAGGUUGUUUCUAGUACUAAGAAGAAGAUUAAGAUUUCAGACCAAAUCUACACUUAUACUCUUUUACUUUACGUAAUUCCGAAAACGAGAAUAUACUGGCUUUAUCUGUCAUUUCCAUGAAUUAAUUUACUUCACAUUGCACUUAUCAGUUUACCCUUGCAUUAUCCUGUUAUAUCUCGUAACUACGUAUGAAAGGAAUGCUCUGAAAUGUCUGACAGGCGUUGGUGGAUUUAAUUAGUUUGCUUUGUGAUACAAACUAAAAAUCACUUGCUCUAGUGCAUUUAAUUUUGUAUAAUACUUCAUGACCUAGAAUAGAAUAGAUGUACAAAAUUACAGCUCCUGAGAGAGAGAGAGAGAGAGAGAGAGAGAGAGAGAGAGAGAGAGAGAGAGAGAGAGAGAGAGAGAGAGAGAGAGAUGCAUAAAGGGUAAAUAUUUUAAGAAUUCAUAACAGAUAUUUCAGCGAGUCAAUAUAUAACCUAAACAUCCCCAGUGUAGCAAAACCCAUAAAAUAUGUCUGUCAACUCUGUAUCUUUUUUAAAUGUUAAGGACCAAAUUUUUUCAGACACCUGCUGAAGAUUUGGGUAAGGCCAGUGAUGACAAUGAUAAUAAUGAUAAUACCAUAUUCCAUAUCUACAGUGAAAUACUUAUAUUAGCAGGUCUUGCCUGACGCAAUUCUAUAAGGAUGGGCGAAAGCUAAACUUCGACCUAAUUCAUUUGUAUUUACUUGUAGACUUGUAGACUUUCAGAACAUUUUCUAACCUGCUAAGGAUAGGAGUAACUAAAUAUAGAUGGAAUAUUCAACAUAAAAGAAAUAAAUAAAGAGGUAAAACAGAACGGAAAUUGUUAUCAUAUCAUCAGGUUUUUUAUUUACACUUCGAUCUCGGAUAUGCCCAAAUUUAUUUCCAGCUUUUGGAUGAAAACAAUUUUUAGGUACCUAUCUCUGUCCAGUCUCAUAGAUGCAAACUCACUAAUAUCAUAAAAUACAUAACUGUUAAUUUUUAUACUCUUUCUAAAUGUGGCAUUAGAUGUUUUCAGGCUAAUAAUUUACAUGAACAAAUUUUUGCACCUUUUUUUAGUGUUUUAACUAGACUAGACACUAAAUCCUGUAGCAAUAAGGCCUCCUAACAAAUAUGGAUUUCGCCACGUUUAUAUGUUAAUAAUAAUAAAGUACACUACCUGUGAUAAGAGUGGUUUUUCAUGAAUUUCUAACCUUGUGCUAAAACUAACGCACAAGAAUGUCAGUAUUUGAGUUUAUAGAAUUAAUGGUCAUUAAACUGGUUAUGAAACUC